AUGUUUAGGGUCCUAAGUGCAUUGAAAGGUUCAAAAUCUCCAUCUGGAGAUGAUAAAGCUGAUGCAAACAAGAAAACCGGAGAGGUCUUGACCCAGGUUAAAGAUUUCGAGGUUGCUUUACGUGCAAUGGACUACGUUCUUGACGAUAGAACUACAAAGGGACUGGCCCUAUUACAGGACCAAGCAAAGACCAGCUCGGAUCAAACUAUCAAUGUCCUUGCUCAAGGCGUUAUUGAGUUUUUAGAAGCUACUUUAAGUUUUGAGGUUAAUGAAAUGAAGAAGGCAUCGGAUACGUUGGCCAAAGCUGAACAAUUAUCUUUGAAAAGUAGGCAAGCUCACCAGAAGGCAAAUUUAAAAUCAAGUUCCUAUUAUCCAGCAGGAACUGUUUAUGCGGUUACUUACACGGAAUCUCUACUACUGCAUGCGCUACUGAUGUUAUUUAGUGAAAGUAUGAUGGAAGCCGCUAAAGCUCUAUUGAAAUUGAGAAAAGCCAAUUCUAUGUUGCAUGAAAUCAUGGGGUUGGUUAAAGAUGCUGAACACAAGAAAAAACAUCGUUCACAAUCAAAAUCAUCUUUACCGGUAUCUUCUUCUAAUGAGGGGUCUGAGAAGAGCAGUGUUUCUUCAAAUAAUACUAGUUUAGCCACUUUCGAUAUCCCUGAAGAUUUCGCUAGCGUCGAUCAUCUUGAUGGUGAGGUCCUCAAAUUGGCUGCAAAAGUCCACGACAUGAGAUUACAAAGAUUAGCUGGUUCUCAUAUCGGUAAUUCUCCCGCUGCUAACAGAUUGAGAACAGAGUUGGGUCUUGACGCUUUGAAAGAACUCUCUCGAGAUAAAAUUACUGAGCAUACCUGCAUUUUCGAAAACUUAGAUGGUACACAACCUACCAUUGACGAAUACAUCCAUUCUGGGGCUAAAUUAUGUUUUGGUAUCUUACAAGUUGUUCUAUCGUUGCUACCACCCACUAUUGGUGCAGUUUUAUCAAUUGUCGGGUUCCGUGGUUCUCGUGAAGAAGGUUUAAGGCUUAUUUGGGAUGCUACUAGAGAAAGAAACAUCCAUGGUUGUAUUGGUCUCUUAGCGUUGAUGUUUUAUUAUGAUGGACCGUUCCAAUUUACUGAUGAUGAUUUCGAUAUUCCCCCAGUUUCCAAAUCCGGUGGCAUCAAAACUAGCGAAGAUGAACUCAACAGUUUCACUCUUCUACAUCCGGGAAAAUUAUUGGAAAAUGCAUUAUUACAGGCCAGAGCUCUUUUCCCCAAUAGUGCCCUGUGGUUACUUAAUGAAGCCAGAAUGCUGUCAAGUGAAGGACGUUUAAAGGAAGCUGUAGCUCUUAUGGAUUCUAUUGAUAUCGAAAAAAUCCACAUGAGACAGGUGAAAAUCUUAAUGAUGUUCGACCGUGCCAACACUUUAGUACAUUUGCAUGAAUACGAGAGAGCUGCAGAAGAGUUGCUUGCACUAGUCAACAUAAGUGAUUGGUCACACGCCUUCUACACGUAUUUCGCAGGUUGUUGUUAUUUGGAAGAAUAUAGAAUGUGUGAAUUAAAUAUGGCAGAUCGUCCUGAAAAGAAAGAUUACUACAAGGAAAAAGCCAUUAAAUUAAUUUUUGGCGCACCAGAAUACUUGGGUAAGAAGACAUUCAAAUCUAAAAAUUUACCUCUAGAUAGAUUCAUGUUAAGAAAAGUGGAACAAUUCAAGAAAGUUCAAAAGAAGUUGAAGCUGGAGAACCCACUUGACGCAAUUGCCACGUCACCAAUUCAUGAAUUAGUUUAUUUCUAUAACGGUUACAACAGGAUGACAAAAGAUGGCCUUCAAAUGACAAAGAAGCUAUUGACAGAAUAUCAUAAUCCAGCAGUUGAUUUACACGAAAAGAGCCAAGAAUUAGUCAGGGACUUACUAUUGUCUUUAACUUUACGUAGACUUGGUGAAGUUGACGAAGGUUGUAAAUUGUUAGAUGAAAAAGUCUUACCCCUCAUUAUUAAUAUUCAAAAUGGGAAAGUCAAAUACGUUAAGAGGAAUGACGAUCCAUGGGCUUACCCAACAGCUUUAUAUGAACGUGCAUUAUUCAAUUGGAAGAUAAACGGUUUAGGUGACUUAAAACAAUGCAGAGAAUGGUUACUUAGAGCCCAGAAUUAUUAUACAGACGAUUAUGAGUUAAGUACUCGUGUAGGAAUGAAGAUUAAAGCCGCAGUUGAUAGAGUGGAACAAUCCUUAUAG
Messenger RNA from Kazachstania africana CBS 2517, 2205 nucleotides. It is a transcript of the gene IML2, whose product is annotated as Iml2p. Bases 1 to 2205 code for a protein of 734 amino acids. The transcript has a single exon. Gene Ontology annotation, cellular component: cytosol; nucleus; mitochondrial outer membrane. Gene Ontology annotation, molecular function: protein binding. Lineage: Eukaryota; Fungi; Ascomycota; Saccharomycetes; Saccharomycetales; Saccharomycetaceae. The record is from RefSeq and is a predicted model, not a curated record.